Sporothrix brasiliensis 5110 is the source of this 2298-nucleotide messenger RNA. RefSeq lists its product as uncharacterized. The record is from RefSeq and is a predicted model, not a curated record. Gene Ontology annotation, biological process: mRNA processing; nuclear-transcribed mRNA poly(A) tail shortening. Lineage: Eukaryota; Fungi; Ascomycota; Sordariomycetes; Ophiostomatales; Ophiostomataceae. The transcript is spliced from 5 exons. Gene Ontology annotation, cellular component: P-body; PAN complex. Bases 1 to 2298 code for a protein of 765 amino acids. Gene Ontology annotation, molecular function: poly(A) binding.
AUGGCAGCACCCAAAGACAUAGCAUCCUCAAAGAAGGGCCUCAAUGGCGACUCUCCCGUUUUUACUCCCGGUUCUGCAAACUCUCCGCUCCGAAAGUCUUCGGUUCUACCUCUCCAAGCGGCCAAUGCGGCUCCGUUCACACCCCUAGGCACCAGCGUCGUGUCGGCUAGUAACGCGUCGUCCUCGGCCUCGCCCCGCGAACAGCUUCGGGAUCUUGUUGGCAGCAAAGAGGCUGGCCCGGCCAUCCCGCGAGCCGACGCGUCGUCCUUUAACCUGGCAUCCGUCCGCGAAUUUGUUCCACGCACCUCAGAUCAGUCGUCCGGAUUCAACGCUGGCUCGGCGAGAGAAUUUCAGCCAAGGGGGGACCGCUCGCCCUUCAACGUCGCCAAGGCCGUCGAGUUUCGCCCGCAAUCGCAGACCGUCCCGCCUUCCACCACACCUACCUCUACGUCCUCUAUCCCGAGCCAGGCGUUGCCUUCACCUCAGCCACCUCAGCCCUCUCUUAUUUCCCAGCAAUCUCAACAAGCUUCUCUAACGGCUCAACAGCAGCAACAACAGCACCAGGUGCCUGCCCAGGGGUCACACUACAACCUGUCCAAUGGCCCGUCUCAACAGUCUCACGUCUCGAUUCCCACCGGACCCUCGCGAGCCCCCACCCACGACAACUCUGACCAUAUCAACCGGGCAGGAUUAGGUGGUAUGGGCAACAUAGGCGGCAUGGGCAAUAUGGGUGCCAUGAACAACAUGGCCGCCAUGGGUGGUAUGGCCGGCCUAGGUGGUAUUGGCUCCUUAGGUUUCGGAAUGCCACCAGGAAGCGAUGUUCAACUCGGACAGGGCGGUAACGUUUUUGACUCCUACAACGUUGCUUCCCAGGGUGCCUCCGGGGGUGCAAUCACGACAUCUCCAUACAAUCCCUAUGCGGCUACCAGCCAGCAGCCGGGCAGAGAGGGUGCCGCGUAUUACCAGGGACAAGCUCCCUUUGCUGCCCAACACCAGCCCCCCGGUGAACACCUCUACUUCCCUCAGGGCCCCCACCGCCAAGACCUUCUUCCGCGUCAACGCACUAUUCAUGAGUUCUUCCUGCCCGAAAAGCUUCGCCAAGACUUCCACAUGAAGUCCAGGAGCUACCACUCGCUCACAGCACUUGACACCAAUAGCCAUAAGGUCGCUGGCUCGUUCGGCCGCAUCACUUGGCUCUACAAGGCUGUGGCAAGCAAAAACGGAAAGCAUUAUUGUUUGCGGCGCGUGGAAAACUUCCGUGUGAGCAAUGAAAACGCUCUGAGGACAGCACGCGAGUGGCGUCGCGUCAGCAGUGGAAAUGUCGUCACUGUGCACGAGGCGUUCACGACGCGUGCCUUUGGAGACAGUUCAGUCGUGUUUGCUAUGGACUACUUCCCCCUAUCUGUGACGCUCAUGCAGUAUCACUUCCCAACGUACGGUCAGACACGCCCCCGCGGCAAUGUCACGAUUCAGGAAACGGUCCUGUGGGGAUAUUUCGUGCAGAUUGCCAACGCCCUAAGCGCCAUCCACAGCGCCGGUCUGGCCGCUCGCAGUAUCGACCUCACCAAGAUCAUCCGGACGGGUAAGAACCGCAUCCGCUUGAGUGGCUGUGCCGUGCAGGACGUCAUCAACUAUGACCCGUCCCGCCGCGUGAUCGAUCUGCAGCAGGAGGACUUCAUCCACUUUGGCGAGGUGAUGGUGUCUCUCGCCACCUACACGCCACCAAAUGAGCUGAAGAAGCCGCUUUCGCAUCUGGAUCCGCUGCCCGAGAUUUAUUCGCAUGAUUUCAAGGCCGCCGUCAAGUGGCUGCUGACGCCUGCCGCCAGCACGACUGCGGGUCCAAAGACGAUCGACUCACUUCUCACCGGCAUCGCACCGCAAGUGACUCGCUUCUUCGACAUGUCUCUGCAGGAAAACGACGGCCUAUACAGCCUCACGUCCAGAGAAGUGGAGAAUGGCCGCAUUGCGCGUUUGAUGAUGAAGCUAGGCACAAUCAACGAACGCGAAAACUACCAGCGGGAUGCGUCCUGGGCCGAGCACGGACCCCGCUACCCUCUCAAGCUCUUCCGCGAUUACGUCUUCCACCAGGUGGAUGAGUCCGGCCGGCCCGUUGUCGAUGCUUGGCACAUGAUCUCGUGCCUCAACAAGCUGGACGCCGGCUCGAACGAGGUGGUACGGCUCUCGAGCCGUGACGGAAGAACCAAUUUGUUCGUCACGUACAAGGAGCUGAACAAGAUGGUCCAGCGUUCAUUUAAUGAUCUUAUUCGUCCAACUGGUCCGCUUCGGCGCCACAACUAG